UGAAUGAAUGGGAAAUGGAAUACAAAUAUCGAAGUUGUCGCUCUAGACUUUGUCACACACUCUCUCUCUCUCUCUCUCUAUAUUGAUUGUCUUUCCUAAUUCCUAAUUGCACAAGGAUUCCCUCUCUCCCAAACCAAACGCUUUAAAUAAAUAAAUAAAUCCCACAACCCUUUUCUUCUCGCCACCUCCAUUCCACAUCCCUCUAAUCUUCCUAUUCUCUUCCCUUUAAAUCAAUCCCCACCCCCACCCCCACCCCCACAACAUCAUGGCAGUUGAAGCAAGGCAUCUCAAUCUUUUCCCAUCCCAACUCAUCCCAGACGGAAAUUCGUUGAAUCCGGCCAAUCAAGGGCCCGUCGGUUCUGCAUACAACCCGCAGCAGAUGCGUUUUCUCGGGAUCCCCUUUCCCGCCGCAUUGCCGGAAAACCACUCCCUCUAUCAACCGGUGGUCUGUGAUUCAGUCCAGGCCAAAACCUCCGUCAACACCGACAGCGGCCUCACCUAUAAUAUUCCUGCUCCAAGAAAGCGCUCCAGAGACUCCGUUAAUCAACUUUACGCCACAUCCAAUUACCCUGCACCCCAGAAGAACAAUUGUGCGCCCCAGUUCCCGUCUUUUCCCGGUGAAGAUGGUUUGCCCCAAAUCCAGCAAUACCAGUUGGAGAUCGAUACUAUUAUCUCCCAACAUACCAAGAAAAUCAGAUUGGAAUUAGAAGAGAGGCAAAAGCAACAGGCGAGAUUGCUGGCGGCGGCCAUAGGCGGAGGGGUGAUGAAGAAACUGAAAGAGAAAGAUGAGCAAAUCCAGAGAAUGAGCAAAUUGAAUUUGGUCCUUCAAGAAAGAGUGAAGAGUCUUUACGUUGAGAACCAACUGUUGAGAGACUUAGCGCAAACGAACGAGGCAACGGCCAACUCCCUGCGCACCAAUCUGGAGCAAGUAUUGUUGCACGUGGGCGGGGAAGAGCGAGUGUCCGCGGGCGCGGGCGUGGAGGAGGACGUGGAGUCGUGCUGUGGCAGCAGCGAGCACGGGAAGGGUGAGCAGGAGAAGGAAGAGGGUAGUAGUGGGUACAAUGAUCGGAGGUGCAAGAGGUGUGGGGAGAGGGAGUCGUGCGUGUUGCUGCUGCCGUGCCGGCAUCUAUGCCUGUGCAACGUCUGCGGGAGUGGGUCCCAACAGCUCCAAGCAUGCCCCGUCUGUGACUCUCCAAUGAACGCCACAUUGCAUGUCAACAUGUCCGGUUAACCAUGCGGAUAUCUAUGCUUUUGCAGAUAGCUGCAGCGGAGAUAGAUAGAAAAGAAAAAUAGGACGACUACACACACACAACAUUUUGGGUGUACAUUUUUCCUUUU
Messenger RNA from Sesamum indicum (sesame), 1338 nucleotides. Its product is annotated as E3 ubiquitin-protein ligase BOI. The record is from RefSeq and is a predicted model, not a curated record. Gene Ontology annotation, molecular function: ubiquitin-protein transferase activity. Lineage: Eukaryota; Viridiplantae; Streptophyta; Magnoliopsida; Lamiales; Pedaliaceae. Gene Ontology annotation, biological process: regulation of programmed cell death.